CGUCAGCGCUGCGCCGCCGCGGCCGUGACGCUCAGGUCGGACCCGGCCGGGCCAGACCGGGACAGGGGGCGGGCGGCGGCAGCGGGCCUGGCCCCCGGGAUGGCGAUGUUCCGCAGCCUAGUGGCCUCGGCUCAGCAGCGGCAGCCGCCAGCCGGGCCCACGGGUGGCGACAGCGGCCUGGAGGCGCAGUACAGCUGCCCCAUCUGUCUGGAGGUCUACCACCGGCCGGUGGCCAUCGGCAGCUGCGGCCACACGUUCUGUGGGGAAUGCCUCCAGCCAUGCCUCCAGGUGCCAUCCCCUCUCUGCCCACUCUGCCGCCUGCCCUUUGACCCCAAGAAGGUGGACAAGGCCACCCACGUGGAGAAGCAGCUCUCGUCCUACAAGGCACCCUGCCGCGGCUGCAACAAGAAGGUGGCCCUGGCAAAGAUGCGAGUGCACGUCUCGUCCUGUGUGAAGGUCCAGGAGCAGAUGGCCAACUGCCCCAAGUUUGUCCCUGUGGUGCCCACAUCCCAGCCCAUCCCCAGCAACAUUCCCAACAGGUCCACCUUCACCUGCCCGUACUGCGGUGCCCGCAACCUAGACCAGCAGGAACUGGUGAAGCACUGUGUGGAGAACCACCGCAGCGACCCCAACCGCGUGGUCUGCCCCAUCUGCUCAGCGAUGCCCUGGGGGGACCCCAGCUAUAAGAGCGCCAACUUCCUGCAGCAUCUCCUCCACCGGCACAAGUUCUCCUAUGACACCUUUGUGGACUACAGCAUCGAUGAGGAAGCUGCCUUCCAGGCUGCCCUGGCCCUGUCUCUGUCUGAGAACUGAACGCCCGGUCCCUCCCCACCACGAGGUCAGCCACUCACCCUGCGCCUGAGGUCUGGCUCCUUCCCCAGCUCCCGAGUGGGCGUGCAGCUGUGGGCCAGGUGGAAACUCCAUAAGGCAUGAGGAGGCCAGCUGGCCAAGCUGCGGGGGCAGGAGAGUAGCCACCCCUCACCUCUCUGCAGCAUAGCUUGGGUCUGAGGGGCUUUGCAACUGAGCUGGUGCCCUCACAGUGUGGCCAGGCGGGGGGCCUGUGACCCUGGAACAGGUGGCGUCAUUCAAAGCCAUGAGGACUCUGCACCCAAGGCCCUGCUGCUAAGUGGAGAGCGGGUCAGGGUAGACCCACUGAAGACCCCCACCACACCGCUGCUGUCCUGGCUCCACCCCACCUUCACCUGCUCAUUUGGUACUGGCUUUUGUGAUACCUAGAAAUUCUGGCAUUUUUCUAUAUUAUCCAGUAUGAUAAUCUUUUCACAUUUUAUAGAGCAAAGAAAAUGCAGUUACUCUUCAUACUGCAAUAUCCGUGUUUGACUAGGAAUAAUAGUAUUUUUAUGGAACAUUUACAAGAUUAUAUUUUUUAAAAAAAAAAUAAUGAAAAAUAAGCAUUGUGUGGAAUCGGGGGAGAGAGGAGACCAGGCAGGAGUGAAAGCCAGUGGGGCCAGGGGCUCCACUCUUGCACGUGUGAUGUGGCAGUGGCAGCUCGGUCCCCAGAUGACUCUAUGGUUCAGGUUCUGUAGGCUGUCAGUUUCUCUCUCAGUAGUGGCCAGGAAGAAACCUCCGGCCCCAGCCCACUCACUGGUGGCCACUGGGUCUGCAGAUAAGGCAGGGUUUUCCAGAGACACAGGAUGGCCUGGCCCAGGGUCCUGGCUUGGCAGAGUGUCCACGGAGUGUUCCUGUCCCCAUCCGGGACCAGAGGGGCAGAUUGCAGGGGGCUGGGGCCAGAAAACAUGUUUCAUGGCAUAAGUUAUUGCUGUCUUUUAAAACAACUUAAAUAAAAUGUUUC
Messenger RNA from Trichechus manatus latirostris (Florida manatee), 1810 nucleotides. RefSeq names its product ring finger protein 166 (gene RNF166). Gene Ontology annotation, molecular function: ubiquitin protein ligase activity. Gene Ontology annotation, biological process: protein polyubiquitination; ubiquitin-dependent protein catabolic process. NCBI's taxonomy places the organism in Eukaryota, Metazoa, Chordata, Mammalia, Sirenia, Trichechidae. The record is from RefSeq and is a predicted model, not a curated record. The coding region runs from base 100 to 813 and encodes 237 amino acids. The transcript has 6 exons.